Cyclopterus lumpus (lumpfish) is the source of this 2706-nucleotide messenger RNA. RefSeq names its product LIM and senescent cell antigen-like-containing domain protein 1. The record is from RefSeq and is a predicted model, not a curated record. NCBI's taxonomy places the organism in Eukaryota, Metazoa, Chordata, Actinopteri, Perciformes, Cyclopteridae. Gene Ontology annotation, cellular component: cytoplasm; cell-cell junction; focal adhesion. The transcript has 10 exons. Gene Ontology annotation, biological process: cell-cell adhesion; positive regulation of substrate adhesion-dependent cell spreading; positive regulation of integrin-mediated signaling pathway. The coding region runs from base 186 to 1196 and encodes 336 amino acids.
AUAAGCAGAAGUGGGACGUUCCUGUGAGCCCGCUUUGACGUUUGUUGAACAGAGGCGAGGCCCGUCUUCUUCGCCAUUCUGUGAAAACCAAUACUCGCUAGCGUUACAUCCUCUGACUGUACAACAUCUGGACAUCAGCAACUGAAGCCAGACAAUACUAGUCUGGUCCGGGAGAAAGUGGAGGGAUGCUCGGCAUUACCGAAAUGACAAAUGGCAACAUGGCCAAUGCUCUGGCCAACGCCAUGUGUGAGCGCUGCAAGAGUGGCUUUGCCCCGGCUGAGAAGAUCGUGAACAGCAACGGGGAGCUUUACCACGAGCAGUGCUUUGUGUGCGCCCAGUGUUUCCAACAGUUCCCAGAGGGACUCUUCUAUGAGUUUGAAGGCAGGAAAUACUGCGAACAUGACUUCCAGAUGCUGUUCGCUCCCUGCUGCCACCAGUGUGGUGAGUUCAUCAUUGGCCGUGUGAUCAAGGCAAUGAACAACAGCUGGCACCCAGACUGUUUCUGCUGUGAUAUCUGCCAGGCUGUACUCGCUGAUGUUGGAUUUGUUAAGAAUGCUGGAAGGCACCUGUGUCGUCCAUGUCACAACAGAGAGAAGGCUCGUGGCCUCGGAAAGUACAUCUGUCAGAAGUGCCACGCCAUUAUUGAGGAGCAGCCCCUUCUGUUCAAGAAUGACCCGUACCACCCGGAUCACUUCAACUGCAACAACUGCGGUAAGGAGCUGACGGCUGAUGCCAGGGAGCUGAAGGGGGAGCUCUACUGUCUGCCCUGCCAUGACAAGAUGGGUGUCCCCAUCUGCGGGGCCUGCAGGAGACCCAUUGAGGGCCGUGUGGUUAAUGCCAUGGGCAAACAGUGGCAUGUGGAGCAUUUUGUGUGUGCUAAGUGUGAGAAGCCCUUCCUGGGACACCGUCACUACGAACGCAAGGGCCUGGCCUACUGUGAGACACACUAUAACCAGCUGUUUGGAGAUGUCUGCUACCACUGCAACCGUGUUAUUGAAGGAGAUGUGGUGUCUGCCCUCAACAAGGCUUGGUGUGUCAACUGUUUUGCCUGCUCUACCUGCAACACCAAGCUCACCCUCAAGAACAAGUUUGUGGAGUUUGACAUGAAGCCGGUGUGUAAGAAGUGCUACGAGAAAUUCCCCCUGGAGCUGAAGAAGAGGCUGAAGAAGCUGUCUGAAACUGUUGCCCGGAAGUAAAAUGGAAAAGAGGGUAGAUGAGAACCCCCCAGGUGACCAUGCAAGUCACAUUUCCAGAGUUGACAAUCGUUUAAAGAAAGCAUUUGUGUGUUUUACAUAAUUGGUAUGUUAAAUAUAAAAAGUUGGUAAUUUAGUUACUUUUUGUACUUUCAAUUACAGAGGAUCUUUUCAUGAUCUUGAAACUGAUGGAUGGGCCAACAGGCAGAUUGUUAGUCAGUCAGUCAGCUGGUUUGAAAUUAACCUGUUCAGUGCCUUUUGGGUCAAAUACUGCACUGAAUAUUUUUCACAUGCUUGCCUUACAUGCAUUACAUGUAAACACAGAUGAUGAUGGUCCUGUAUUUCAAAAUGAGCUUUAAAAGAACAUUGAAACAUGAGUGAUAAAAAAAAUUCUGCUUGCCAACUUGUCUCAUGAUGCCUAGCCACGUGUCCUCUGUUAUGUUGCUGUUACUCUUGUAUAAUAAUGCAUUAAACCCAAAGAACGUUGAGCAAAAUACAGUUUUAAUAAAUAUUGAUAUAGGUCCUCUCAUGUUUUCUAUUUUCCACUAACAUGUAUUUUCUUUUAUUGUGUGUGCGUGCGUGCGUGCGUGUGUGUGUGUGUUCUAUAAAGUCGGAAAAAAUGGGGGGGGAUUUACAGUUUGACAUCAUACUGUAUCCUCCUUAAUGCAGUAUAUUGGAUUGCCUAAUGUGCAAUGCAUUUUAUGUGUGGAACAAUCUCUGUCAAGUGGUAUUAACAUUGAGUUACCAGUGUAUUAGUUUCACUUGUAUGAUCUAAUACAACAGCCAAAAAUAAACCCCAAGUUUAUACUGUUGAGUUUUUGUUUUAUCUACUCUCCUUUACAGUAAUAAAUACACAAUAGUGACUGGAUAUUAGAAAAAGACCCUCUGACACACUGAACAUAAUAAGCUUCGCAGUAACAGGAUUUAUUGCAGGGCAACUGAUAGCUGUGUGUAUUGCAACAUGAUGGCUGGUGGCAUGUGCAGAGACCCGAUGUGGUAGUGUUGGAUGUUGGAGAACAUGUGUCUCUGCUGUUUGUAAUCCAAAGAAAGUGAUCCUCUUAGAGGGCUAUACCGACUUCCUCAGAGCUCAGACCCUCUUAGGAAAGAAAGCCAACUGUUGCGAAUGGGGAAUAGUUUCACUUGAGCAAUAUUUUAAUCAUAGAACGCUUAUCUUUUACAUAGUAUUUUAUUAGGAAAACACAUUCCACUAUUUUAUAGACUGUUUUUACUGUUUCACUGCCUUUGCCACAUAAGUUGUCAUGUAGAAGUGGAGCUUCUGAACUUCAGCUCCACUAAAAUCGGUCCGCUGGAUAGUUUUAUUUGAUAUCUUACUACCUGAUCGACUGAGAUGACUACAAAGACAGACACUGCUCUUAUACUGUAUUUUAUCUUUGCUUGUGAUAUUUAUUCAUGUAAACACACCAAAGUGCAUGUACUAGACUUGAAUUGAAAGCUAUUUUCAAUAUACCUUAUUCUGUCGCCUCAUCUGAAUAAACAUUGUGUUUCAAUGAUA